AUGGCGGAAAAAAGGGAUGCUGUUCUUCGCGAGGCUUGCGACCAUUUAUCAAAUAAUUUGAAGUUUAUGCUGCAAUUGAAGCCCGAACAGCGUAAUGCUGUGGACUAUUUACUUAAGAAAGAUGAUGUGCUCGCGGUUCUUCCGACAGGAUACGGCAAAAGUCUUACUUUCCAACUCUUUGCUGUUGCUGCGUCGAUUGAAGAUCAUACCAUCCUCUUCUCUCGUUUACGUGUACGGUUUGGCAUAGCUGGAAAGCCUCUAUUAUGGUUGCAAUCUUAUUUAUCGAAUCGCACGCAAUAUGUCUCCGUCGAUGGUGGUACUUUUACGAAACAUGACCUUAAAUGUGGAGUGCCACAAGAAUCUGUCUUGGGACCCAUUUUGUAUUUGCUUUAUACUUCACCGCUUUCAGAUAUCGUAGAGAAAUUUAACCUGAGCUAUCACUUUUAUGCUGACGACUCACAGCUUUACUUGUCUUUCCAACCAACCGUACUGGGUGAUAGGGAUCUAGCGGUUUCUAGCAUCGAGAGCUGUGUGAAUGAAAUCAAUCAUUGGAUGAUGGUUAAUCGCCUUAAAUUAAAAAAAGACAAAACUGAAUUAUUGGUGAUCUCCGCUAAACAUCUUCCAAGACCACUCCUUCACGAGAUUUCAGUUGCUGGUGAGACUAUCCAUUCCGUGCAAAAGGCGAGGAAUAUCGGCACUAUGUUUGAUAGCCAUUUUUGCUUUAACGAUCAUAUUACUGACAUUUGCAAAUCUUCAUUUUAUCAUUUGCGAAAUAUUAGAGAAGAGCGGCAAACUGUGUUGAUUAUUUGUCCUUUGAAAAGCAUCACUGAAGACCAAAUUGCCAAGGCCGGAAGUAUGGGUAUCCCGGCGGCUUCCACAGAGGAUAUCUCGGAAGACGAGGUGCGUGCCGCAAAAUUUCAGCUAAUCUUCGGUUCGGCUGAGACAAAGGAUAACUGCUCUUCUCUUGACGGAAAAUUGGCCGCAGUUGUAGUGGAUGAGUCCCAUGCUGUUGAGAUGUGGACUGGAAAAAGGUGUGAGGCAAAACUCGGUGCAAAUGUUGCUUUCCGUGAGGCGUUUGGGAAAUUGUCGCAGAUCAGAUCCUUUUGUAAACAAGGAGAGUCAAGUUCUAUGGUCAUUCACCGAUAAGCUUAAGUCUGUGUUGUCGUACCUGUUUACUUAUUUUUGGAGUCUUUCGAUUGCAUUACUCGAUUUCCUGACCAAGACGCUGUAGUCAUUCUUUACUUUGAUUACGUUGAAUUUAUUCGUUUUAUCUUUUUAAGGGACGCCAAUACUUGCAAUCACGGGGACUGCAGAUGAAAAAAACUCAAAGUGUCAUUAUUAAACAGUUGCUGUUCAAAAUGCCUCCGUGAGACAUGGCGCUUGCUCGCCGGGAGCCUAUUCGUUUGUUUGUUUUCUGUUUUGGAUUUUGACUUACGGCGCGCGCUGAUUGGUUGACAUUUGACAGUUAACAAGAUAAGUUCUCUGCGCGGUUCUUGUGGGAGGUAAACGCGAU
Messenger RNA from Stylophora pistillata, 1513 nucleotides. RefSeq lists its product as uncharacterized. The record is from RefSeq and is a predicted model, not a curated record. Lineage: Eukaryota; Metazoa; Cnidaria; Anthozoa; Scleractinia; Pocilloporidae.